AUGGUAGGGAGGUGGGCGUCAGCCGCGGGCCGCCGGAGUGGACGCGAGGGAGGGAGGGAGAGAGCGAGCCUGCCGGCUAGGCGACCAGUCGGGCCCGGUCAGCCGGCUCAGUCAGUCAGCGCGGCGGCGGGGGCAAGGCCGGGUCCCUCUCGGACCAUUUUAACUGCGGCUCCGCCGGCGGCGCGCGCGCCCGUGACUCUGCUGAGAGCUGCAGGAGCGCGCGGCCCGUUCCGGCAAGGGGCGGAGCCAGUUGCGGCGGCGCGCUUGUGGCGAGGACGCCGGCGCCCGGCUGCUCAACCAGGACGGCUACCACACAGACACUGCGGGGAGGAGGCCGGCCGGCGAGGGCGCGGGACUCUGGGCUCGCGGCGUGCGGCGCAUGCCCCUCCCUCUCGCCGCCUAAGGUUUUUCCGAGGCCGCUGGGCGUGCGCCGCGUUUCUGAGGCGGGAGGAGACACUUCCGAGCCUGCUGUGUGACAUCCGUUUACACAGCCGCGCUGACGUCUGGAGGUACAUCACAUCAUUGCCCCAGAGAGGAGCCCAGGAUUCUCACACCAUGACACCAUCCUCAUGUUUCUCCAGCCACAUUUGGACAUGGAUCUGGCAGCCUAAGGUACCAAUGCAAGAUUCUACCCUAGACCUGAGAAGGUUGUCAGUUUUUUGUGGGUUAAUGGUUAAUACAGAAAUGCAACAAAGUAUGACUGCUAUAUCAGGAUUAUAUUCAGCCUUGAAGCAAUUUCCAUUUUUAUAUGUUCACUUAGACCAGUUUGUAUGCUAUUUGAAAUCAAUGAGAAGAGAAUUGUGAUGGCAAGAAAUCUGCCUGGUUAAAAACAAGAAAGAAAGAAAGAAAAAAAUGUUUUCUUAGACUACAUAUGCCUUUAAACAUUUUUAUUUAGAACUUUUUUUAUUUUUCUGCAAAUAUGUGAUUAUAGCAUUACAAGGAAGACAUUAUAUUUGUACAAUAGCCUUCACUGAGCUCUCUUGAAGCAAAUAUUAGACAUAUCUAGUGUAAGUAAAACCACAUGUUAUAAUUGGAAACUAUUAUACAAAAAAAGAUGUAAUAUUUGAAAUUGGCCAGAAAAUCAGAGAAAAGUUGACCUUUUGGCAUGUUUUUAAACUAUACUUCUUUGGAUAGUAUGGUACAAUAUGAAUUUCUGUUACAGGAACAAAAUUAUUAGAGAGUGAAAAUGAGGUAUUAAUGUAAUGAAGAUUUUUUUACUGAGAUAAUUGAUCUCAAUUUCAGGUAAAUAAUUACCCACAUCUCUCGAUUUAAAGCUGCUUCGAAUACUUUUUCUGCCUCCUUUUUCAUUGUCAUUCUGUCAGCUAUCACAUAUUACAACUGUCAGAUGACCGAGUCUCGAAGCUACCCCUUUUAAUUUCUUGCUUCUAAUCUGCAGUGAAGAAAGAAAUUGGAUAUUUAAGUGAAAGUCUGAAAGUUUUCUAAUGGUUAAUUGGAUGACCUUAGUGUGUGGUUUUGUGAUUUUUUUUCCCCCUGAAUACUCAAGGCUGCUUUUUGCUUGCUUCUGGUUUUCUCAACCAUGUCUAGAUGAGGAUAUGACCUUUGGUUAAGUGAAGUGCUUUUAUAACAAAUUUACAAUUUCAGGGAAUUUCUAUGUAGCUAAGCUUUGUACUUACGCAUAAUUUAUUUUCCUUUGCUCAUGAUCUUCCAAUGGGGUGUUUAAUGUCAGUAAGAAAUAAAUCUAGACUCUAUGUUAUGUACUGGUUGCUCUUCCAAAUUAAUACUUAGUCCCACUAACCAAUCCAAGACAAUCAUUGGCCUCAUCAUUGUUCUCUGAAUAUACCUUGCUUACUUUUGCCCAUAUGCAAUCUUUUAAGCUAUUGCUUUGAGGUAAGGCACCUUUUCCUACCUCUCUUAAUGUUCUCAUGCUUUCUAAGCCAUCUCACAUUCCAAUGUUUCCAUGACUCUAAGUUUGGACCACAUAGAUUCACUUAUUCUACUUACCUGUAACUACUUCCCAUGCAUUGCAGGGGAGGGGGCUGAUCAAAUACUAUGAAUUAUUGUUCUCUAUGUGGGAGUAUAUAUGCUUAGCAUCUCUAAGUAUGCUAUUACCUACUCUGAAUAAAUGUACAUUCUUUCUGUAGUACAGAGAAGAGAAGAACAUUAUUAACAUCCUGUUUAUAUUAUUUUAAUCAUCUUGUAUUAUGUCUGGUAGGAAAUAGAUGACACCUAUUCAGUCAAGGAUGACAGAACAACAGACAGGAUGGCUAGCGAUUUGAGAAAAAAUGUUGGCCCUUCUUUUUACAUAUCUUUGUUCCUCUUCAAACAAGCCUUCUUUGUAUAAAGAUGUCUGGAAAUUGUCACAUUACAUAGAAGUGGGUAGGAAAAAUUAAUUCCUUUACCACUAGUGUACAUUUCUGCAGGGCUUCGAAGGCAGCUUGAGCUCAAAGGACUCAGUUGCAUACAUGAUAGUUGAGGUAACAGGUCCACCUAUAGAUAUUAGAUUAGUUCAAGCACUUUUUUCAUAGGAUUUCUUUUCUCAGACAUGUGGUCUAGAUAUAUGACUAAUAUAGCUCUCUAAUUGUGGAUCUUUCAUACUUUCAAGUUCAGAAGAACAUCUUUUUUGUAAUUCUGUUAUUCCCAUCUCAAUCUUUAUGUUAUGUCAAAGGGAAUCUUUACCAAUGUGUUUCUUUACUGUUUUGAAACCACUCUGAUGGGAAAAAUAGUGUUUUUUGUUGUUGUUGUAAUCCAGAGGAAGCUUAUUUUAUUUUUAUUCUAACCAUUGGUUAAUGAGUCACAUAAAUCCCUUAGGUUUUCUUGACCUAAAUUUCAAGUAUUAUAAAAAAAAAAUCUCACAACAUGGUUAACAAUUAUUAGAGAUGAAUAAAAUUUUUUGUGAAAUGCCUUCAUCCUCCCAAUUCCUGAAUCUAGUAUAGAGAGCUGCCUGGAGACCAUGUGACUACACAUUGCUCCAGAGAGAAUAUGUAUGAGGAGUACCACCUCUGGCCCCUAAGCUGCUGCAAAAUGGUACCAUUUUGAAAGAACAGCCAACACUGGACUUUCAUCCUGCCCUGGGGCCCAAUAAUCCUUAUACCGCCACAUCCUUAGGACCCCACCAACAUCCCUUCACAUCUACCCAGAGGGUUGCAGUUUCAUGGCACUGCCUGAACCCAGUAGUACAGCUAUGUCCUUGGCAUCUGAGCCCAUGGAACAUCCUACUCCCUGAGAAACGGGUGGUUGAACACAUCAAUGAGUUUGCCCCAAAGCAUAGGGAACCACAGCAUUAACACAGUAAGGGACAAAAAUCAUAUGAUCAUCUCAAUAGAACCAAAAAUAAGCAUUUGAAAAAUUCAAUAUUCCUUCAUGA
This is a messenger RNA of Sapajus apella (tufted capuchin), 3325 nucleotides long. RefSeq lists its product as uncharacterized. The transcript has 3 exons. The record is from RefSeq and is a predicted model, not a curated record. Bases 1 to 804 code for a protein of 267 amino acids. NCBI's taxonomy places the organism in Eukaryota, Metazoa, Chordata, Mammalia, Primates, Cebidae.